AUGUCGCGCGAUUGCCGACCUGGAGGAUACCUAGUGGCCGCUAUAGCGAGUAAUGAUGAUGUUUUCAGUAGCGCAGCGAGGCGGCAGUGCGAUAUUUGCGGCAAGGCGUUCGCGAAGCCGUGCCAGCUCGAGCGGCACAAGCGCAUUCACACGGGCGAGCGACCCUUCAAGUGCGACUUCUGCGGCAAGUCCUUCGCCCAGAAGUCGACCCUCCAGAUGCACCAGAAGCGUCACACCGGCGACCGGCCCUACUGCUGUCCCCAAUGCCAACGCUCGUUCACGCAGAGCGGCAACUUGCAGACGCACUUGAAGCGCAAGCACAAGCUCGAUCCCGUAGAAACGAAGAGGCUCGCCAAGACCCAGCAAUUCGUCAACUACGAUCCGAAGCUCCUGCCGCCGCCGCCGAGCAUCGAGGACCCAAGGGCGCUCAACUUCGACGACAUGUCCAUCGUCGAGCUGUUCAAGUAGAGGCGCCCUCAUC
Molecule: messenger RNA, 481 nt
Organism: Ceratosolen solmsi marchali
Lineage: Eukaryota; Metazoa; Arthropoda; Insecta; Hymenoptera; Agaonidae
Product: zinc finger protein 239-like
Exons: 1
Coding region: 1-468 (155 amino acids)
Biological process (GO): regulation of transcription by RNA polymerase II
Molecular function (GO): RNA polymerase II cis-regulatory region sequence-specific DNA binding; DNA-binding transcription factor activity, RNA polymerase II-specific
Source: RefSeq, a predicted model, not a curated record